Molecule: messenger RNA, 2189 nt
Organism: Trichogramma pretiosum
Lineage: Eukaryota; Metazoa; Arthropoda; Insecta; Hymenoptera; Trichogrammatidae
Product: S-adenosylmethionine mitochondrial carrier protein-like
Exons: 6
Coding region: 788-1627 (279 amino acids)
Cellular component (GO): mitochondrial inner membrane
Molecular function (GO): S-adenosyl-L-methionine transmembrane transporter activity
Source: RefSeq, a predicted model, not a curated record
UGCUAGGAAAGGUGGGGAUCACAGAUUGGUCUUAUCGUAGCCCCGUGUAAAUUAUAACGUUCCAAGGGCUGAUGUAAAUCCGCUGAAAAUCCGAAUUUCUCAAGAAAUGAAACUUGAAUUUCAAAAUCAAAUACUUCGUUGAAAUUUUAUCUCGUUUUUCAAAUUGAAAACUAAAAUUAAAAGCUUUAAUAAUCGGUAGAACGAAUUGGAAUUUCCAAAAUAUGUAUAUUUUAUCAAAAAUCGCUCGAAAUUUUCAAAUCCAGUAUCAAUCAUCUAUAUUAACUUCAAAGACAUUUUGCUAAUAAUAAGUGACAUUGGAUCCUUCCAAUACUGAAAUGUGUGAUGCAUACAAAUUUUCUUUUCUCCAUCUUUCAUUGAUGAAUUUGAUUUUUUUUAAGAAGAUUGCUAGAUUUCCAGUAAAAUUCCAGACCGGAAAUGCAGCGAUUUAUAUUGAAGGUGGCUGCAUGAAAAGUUUGCUAUGUCAUGAAAAAGCUGCAGCACGAAAAAAAAUUUCAAACCUUUUGAUGUGUUAAAACAAAUUCGAUAAGUCAACUUCAUUAUCGUGACGUCAUACUCGUUGCUAUCCCCUACCAUCGAUCGGCGUACAUACCUGCGAAAAAGCUCGGCUGUCGUCUGCUUCUCAAGCUUGCGUGCUGCAGUCUUCUGCUAGCUGCAACGAACCGCGUGAGAUUAGGUCUGUGUUGUGCUUUCGACUAGUGCCGCUGAAUGAAUGGACCACAUUUUCUCUUUGAGGAAAAAUUGUCACAUGUAGUUGAUUGUCUUGACAAUGAUGCACAGCGGUGAUGGCAACGAUAAAGAUCACCCGACAUCGGUGAAACAUGUUUUUCUCACAUCUUUGGUCUCAGGAGCAGCUGCAGGUGUUUUUUGCGAUGUAGUCUUUUUUCCUUUGGACACCUUAAAAACGAGGCUGCAGAGUCAACAUGGAUUUGAAAAAUCUGGAGGAUUUCGACAAAUUUACAAGGGUAUUACUCCAGUUAUCAUUGGCUCUGCUCCAGCAGCUGCACUUUUUUUCGUGACUUAUGAUGGUAUAAAACACUUGGUGCAGCCAAAUUUGCCAUCCCAGUAUCAUUCUGUAAUGCACAUGGCAGCUGCAUCAUGUGCAGAAAUGGUUGCAUGUUUGAUUCGUGUACCAGUGGAAGUAGUUAAACAAAGAAAACAAGCAUUACUGGCUGAUUCAGAACGUUUAAAACUUAGAGUGUUAUUCCGUGGCUAUGGUAGUACAGUGCUUCGAGAUUUACCAUUUGGAUUGUUACAAAUGCCUUUGUGGGAAUAUUUUAAAUUAAGCUGGACUGAUAGAGUAAAAAGAGAGUGUACACCUGUUGAAAGUGCUGCUUGUGGUGCUUUAUCGGUGGCUAUAUCAGCAGCAGUCACAACACCUCUUGAUGUUGCCAAAACAAGAAUUAUGCUUUCAUCAACAUCAGCUGAUAAGAAAGAAGUUCGUAUAUCAACUAUGCUGAUAGAAGUUUACAAACUUCAUGGUGUUAGAGGAUUAUUCAAAGGAAUAAGUCCUAGAGUUGGUGGUUUUACAAUGGGUGGAUUUGUAUUUUUUGGAGUUUACGAAAGAGUACGUAACUUUUGUAAUGAGGAAUUUCAAGACCAAUCCUAGUUCUCAAUAAAUCAGUUAUUCUAUUACAUCUCAGCAUUUUGGCUCAAAAAGUUUAAAUAUAUUCUAUCAUUUUAUUUACAUAAUCCUUAAAUUUUAAUAAUGUAAAUACAAUUGUAAACAAAAAAGGCACAAAUGUUUUGAGUACUUGAGGAUCGGUGAGAAUGUGAUCUUUUUCUAUUAACUCGCGCCUUUUAGGUAAAGAUUUUAUUGUAUAGUGGAACGCGGCUGCAUUUUCUAAACAAUGUCAAUUUUUACUAAAAAAUUGUAAAAUACAAUUAUUGCUACCGUACUUAUUACGGAAUUUGUGACUUCAUAUAAAACACAAAUGCAUUUAAUAAGAUAUCUCAAGGUACAAAAAUAUAGAUAUCAAUGCUGCAUAUUUUUUUAAACAUGCACCAAAUUUAUGAAAGUACAUAAACUAUAUAGAAAGUAUUAUUCAUAAAAAGUUUACGAACGCGUGCUAUAAAGUUUCCUAUUUUCAUGUUCUUUGAUAUUUUAAUAUUAAAUAUUUAAUGUACAGAAUUUUUCUUGACACUCAGAUAAUAAUUAUUAAAAAUAGUCA